AGUAAGAGAAAAGAUUACCGUCGCCUGUGAAUGACGACAGACCGUCGCACAGUUGCACAGUUAGGUAACAUGGCCGCAUCCAUGAGACUUCUGUUUCGGAGGGUGAUCCGUCUUUCCCACAGAAGUAUUGACGUUACCGCUGCUGGAGUUUCAGGCCGGUCAGGUUGCUGUUGGGGACCGUGUACCUGUCGUUGUUUUAGCGAUGCCGCCGGAGACAGAAGUACCCAUUUUGGUUUUGAAACUGUGCCAGAGACAGAGAAGGCCAAGAGAGUGUAUAAGGUGUUUGAGAAUGUGGCGCAGAAGUAUGAUACUAUGAAUGAUGCCAUGAGUCUGGGGAUUCAUCGACUGUGGAAGGACAUGCUGCUGCACGCCAUGCACCCACAGCCCGGGGUGCGACUCCUGGACGUGGCGGGCGGAACAGGUGACAUUGCCUUCCGUUUCCUGGAGUACGUUCGUUUUCAGCAAGAGCGGCAGAAGCGGCGGACGGUGCAGUCCAUGCAGACGCCAUCGUGGGAGGACAUUUCCAACAACUACUCCACAGAGGACGAGGACGCGCCCCAGGAAUCCAGGGCCGUGGUCUGUGACAUCAACAAGGAGAUGCUGAGAGUGGGCAAGCAGAAAGCCGACAGCAUGGGCACCAGGGCUGGUCUGUCGUGGGUGGUGGGGGACGCAGAGGAGCUGCCCUUUGAUGACGACCAGUUUGAUAUUUAUACCAUCGCCUUUGGCAUUCGGAACGUCACCCAUAUAGAUCAGGCGCUGCAGGAGGCUCUGCGGGUGCUGAAGCCUGGUGGCAGGUUCAUGUGCUUAGAGUUCAGCAAAGUGACAAAUCCUGUAUUGGCAAGGCUUUAUGACGCAUACAGUUUCCAGAUGAUCCCAGUUUUGGGAGAGGUGAUUGCUGGAGACUGGAAGUCGUACCAGUAUCUGGUAGAAAGCAUCCGCAAGUUCCCGGACCAGAUCUUAUCAAGAAACCUUUUAGCUAUUUUAAGACCCUUUCCAUACAUCAGCUUGAGAUGACUCCCUGGACCACUGUUUAAAUAAUUUUACUACAUGUUCUUGUAUAACCAGUAUUUGGUCAAUAAACUUUGAUAACAUGUAAUAUGUGGCGAGAAUGCAGGCACAUUUAAAUUAAUGAGAUUUUAUCUAUAUUUGAGCAAUUAUUUACACGUUUAAUAAAUGUUUAGCAAUUUGUAAAGUCUGUUUAAUUUAUAGUGCUUUCAAUAUCAUAUUAUACAUAUAUUUACGAUAUAUACUAUAAAUGAAUUAUUAAUGUUCUGUCUGAUGCUUCAUAAGGCUGAAUGAGACAUUACCCCAUGAUGGUUUAUAGCAGUUUCUCAAAGUGCAGCCCGUCGAUGGCGACCCUCGGAAACAUUUUGUGCGGAUCCUGAAUGUGACAUGAGAUGCAUUAAAUAUUUCAUAAUAUAGUAUGCCAUUUAAAAUAGAUAAUAAAAAAAAGAAGAUGGUAU
Molecule: messenger RNA, 1463 nt
Organism: Cottoperca gobio
Lineage: Eukaryota; Metazoa; Chordata; Actinopteri; Perciformes; Bovichtidae
Gene: coq5
Product: coenzyme Q5, methyltransferase
Exons: 7
Coding region: 31-1014 (327 amino acids)
Biological process (GO): ubiquinone biosynthetic process
Molecular function (GO): 2-methoxy-6-polyprenyl-1,4-benzoquinol methyltransferase activity
Source: RefSeq, a predicted model, not a curated record